Molecule: messenger RNA, 2303 nt
Organism: Anolis carolinensis (green anole)
Lineage: Eukaryota; Metazoa; Chordata; Lepidosauria; Squamata; Anolidae
Gene: bag4
Product: BAG cochaperone 4
Exons: 5
Coding region: 59-1336 (425 amino acids)
Biological process (GO): protein stabilization
Cellular component (GO): cytoplasm; cytosol; membrane
Molecular function (GO): protein-folding chaperone binding; adenyl-nucleotide exchange factor activity
Source: RefSeq, a predicted model, not a curated record
CUUUUUCUCAAGACGGGUGGUGGGGGGAGAGGAGAGAGGGGGAAGCUAAGCGCUCCUAAUGGCGGCCGCUCUGAGGAGACUCUUUCACGGGCCGGAGGUGGAGCGCGUUCGGCCUGAGCCAGAGCCCCCUCCGCCGCCCCCGUGGGGAGGAGAGGCCCGCAGGUGCCCGCAGCAUGGCGGCGAGAGGACAAAUCGGGGUGGCGCCCAGGAGCAGCCCCCUUACCCUGCCUAUGGUUCUCAGUACUGGAAUUCCUCUCCUAGAAUGACCUAUUCAAGUCCAUACCCAGCUGGACCAGAGCUCCAAGGCCAGGGGAUUGAUCCUUCCUAUGCUAACAGUGUUUAUGGCACACCAUACUCCAAUCCUGGGACAGGGCAACCAUAUCCCAACCUUCCACAGUCAAACACAUACUAUUCCUCAGGGCAUCCUCAUGCCCCUUAUUCUACAGAGUCUUCCAGUACAUAUAGAUCCCCAUCACCAGCUUACAACUGGAACUAUCCUCCACCAGACUGCCCAGCUGAAUGCUCCAUGGUAAGGAGACAAGUACCAGGAUACCCCCCACCACCAACUCAAGGGUUUCCGGUCCCGCCCUAUCCAUAUGGAGAUUGCAAUCACAGUAUUCCACAGCAGCGUCCUCCGCCGCCACCGCCACCACCACCACCUUCCCAGCCAAGACAACAGGAUCCGACUUGGAGGCCACCUGGCAUUUAUGGAGCACAACCUCCAUAUGGCUGGUCUGCAGCCUCAACAGGAAAUGGGAAUAGAUACCUUGCAGAAUCUUCUCCUCCGUGGCCUCCUUGUGGCACAUGUGGCUUGCAUUCUCCAAAUAAUAAUGCAAAGGAGUCGUAUAAUCAGCUGGAGCAAGGAACUAACCAGCACAGCUACUACCCAGAAGCCAAUCACUUGCCCUCUGGGACCAUGAAUGAUUACAAGUCUGUUCCACUCGAUACUAAGCCAUCUGUUUCCAACCCCAAAGUGCAGUAUAGUGCUGAACCCCAGCUGUAUGAGAAUGUACAUAAGAAACAAGCUGUAAUUGACCACGGACAGGGUUCCAACAUCAGGGUGCAGCCUUCAUUAGAAACAUUUGACCUGCACCCUGGGAUUCAAAAGGUUAUACAAGUGAUGGAAGGGAUUGAGCAACUGGAGGAAGAGGUGGACGAGUUUGUUGGGAAAAAGACGGACAAGGACUACUGGUUGCUGGAGGAAAUGUUGACCAAAAAGUUAUUGGAGCUGGACUCUAUAGAGACAGGCGGUCAGGACAAUGUGCGGCAGGCAAGAAAAGAGGCUGUACACAGAAUCCAGGCAACGCUGGAAGAACUGGAAAGGAAGGGGCUCUAAAGGCAAACUGUAGUCUUGAGGCCUAGUCCUGUCAUGCUCAACGAUCUCCGCUUUUCUUUUUAACAAUACAGAGCAAUAUGCAGGGACUGGCAUUUUGAUUUUCAGUUAUGUGGCACGCAUUGGAUAUGACUGAAGAUGUCAGACCCAAAGUCUUAGUUUGGUGAUUCUACCAAUGAAUGUAGAGGAAGAGGUGAAAUUUUAACUCCUAAUUCUCUAAAGCUGUAGUAAUCUCCAUGGACAACUGUUUCUCCAGCACCAGGCUGAAAACAUGGGCUGAAAGGACAUUUUGAUACCAGUAUCUUCAUCCUUAAAGAAAUCUCUUGAAGCGCUGAGGAUUUCUACAGCUGAGUUAUCUUUCAAAUGUCAUAUGGUGUGAAGACAUUUCAGUUGCAACAUAGUGCCAGUAAACCCAGGACUUCAGUCUCUCUUGCUGCUUCUCUUGUGUAUUGCUUACCGCUCUCUCCCUUUUUGUCACAAAAAUUGUGUAGUGUUUUGUACCUUUCAGGGCACAUUCAGUCCAAACGUAGCCAUACUGAUAAAUUAAUCAGUAGCACAAUCAAAGCCAGUAUAUUUUUCAUGGUAUUUCUCUCCAUCUAUUAUAUCAUGCAGAUAUAAUAUCAUGCAGGUAUAGUUCUUUUCAUUAGGUAGCCAAAAGGGGCCCAGGAGAUAUUAGACUAUUAAAGCUUGCAGGUAAUUGACAGAUUUGGUUUGCGGUCUUUGCGGAUAAAUGCUCUUAACUGGGAUGUCACUUCAUACGUUGCAUUUUUUGUAUUCACUUUUAUUUGUGUAACUGAUGACUAUAUGAUGGUCUGCUGAUCUGUAAUGGGAUAGAUAAGAUUACUGUUCUGAAUCUUCAGCUUCUUGCAAAGUGGUCCUUGUUUCAAAAGGCAAGAAAUAAAUCUCUGAGCUGAUUAUUAAAAUGUUAACUUGGGCAUUAAACGUGUAUUGAGUGACCAACUUGAUAUGA